Messenger RNA from Hyaena hyaena (striped hyena), 2161 nucleotides. It is a transcript of the gene LEF1, whose product is annotated as lymphoid enhancer binding factor 1. Gene Ontology annotation, molecular function: RNA polymerase II cis-regulatory region sequence-specific DNA binding; DNA-binding transcription factor activity, RNA polymerase II-specific. The transcript is spliced from 11 exons. Bases 194 to 1438 code for a protein of 414 amino acids. Gene Ontology annotation, biological process: regulation of transcription by RNA polymerase II; canonical Wnt signaling pathway. The record is from RefSeq and is a predicted model, not a curated record. NCBI's taxonomy places the organism in Eukaryota, Metazoa, Chordata, Mammalia, Carnivora, Hyaenidae. Gene Ontology annotation, cellular component: beta-catenin-TCF complex.
GGGCGGCCGCCGGGGCUCGGGUACCGCUGCCGCUGCUCCGGCCGCGGGCUGCCGGCCCCAUUUCCGCCCGCUCUUCUCCCUCACGCAUCCUUCCAGACCUCUUUUUUCUCCUUCCUCUUUCGCUGAGCCCCUGUCUUUCCUGCUGUCGCCUCGGGCGCUCCUCCGGCGGAGCGGAGAUUCCAGAGCGGUCGGGAUGCCCCAACUCUCCGGGGCCGGCGGCGGCGGCGGGGGAGACCCGGAACUCUGCGCCACCGACGAGAUGAUCCCCUUCAAGGACGAGGGCGACCCUCAGAAGGAGAAAAUCUUCGCCGAGAUCAGUCACCCCGAAGAGGAAGGCGACUUAGCCGACAUCAAGUCCUCUUUGGUUAACGAGUCUGAAAUCAUCCCGGCCAGCAACGGACACGAGGUGGCCAGACAAGCACAGCCCACUCAGGAGCCCUACCACGACAAGGCCAGAGAACACCCUGAUGACGGAAAGCAUCCAGAUGGAGGCCUCUACAACAAGGGACCCUCCUACUCAAGUUAUUCUGGGUACAUAAUGAUGCCAAAUAUGAAUAAUGACCCAUACAUGUCAAAUGGAUCUCUUUCUCCACCCAUCCCAAGAACAUCAAAUAAGGUGCCUGUGGUGCAGCCAUCACACGCGGUCCAUCCUCUCACCCCUCUUAUCACGUACAGCGACGAGCACUUUUCUCCAGGAUCACACCCCUCACACCUCCCUUCAGAUGUCAACUCCAAACAAGGCAUGUCUAGACAUCCUCCAGCUCCUGAGAUCCCUACCUUUUAUCCUCUGUCUCCAGGUGGUGUUGGACAGAUUACCCCACCUCUUGGCUGGCAAGGUCAGCCUGUAUAUCCCAUCACGGGAGGAUUCAGGCAACCCUACCCAUCCUCACUGUCAGUCGACACUUCCAUGUCCAGGUUUUCCCAUCAUAUGAUUCCUGGUCCUCCUGGUCCCCACACAACUGGCAUCCCUCAUCCAGCUAUCGUAACGCCUCAGGUCAAACAGGAGCAUCCCCACACUGACAGCGACCUAAUGCACGUGAAGCCUCAGCAUGAACAGAGAAAGGAACAGGAGCCAAAAAGACCUCACAUUAAGAAGCCUCUGAACGCUUUUAUGUUAUACAUGAAAGAAAUGAGAGCGAAUGUUGUAGCUGAGUGUACUCUAAAAGAAAGUGCAGCUAUCAACCAGAUUCUGGGCAGAAGGUGGCAUGCCCUCUCCCGUGAAGAGCAGGCUAAAUAUUAUGAAUUAGCACGGAAGGAAAGACAGCUACAUAUGCAGCUCUAUCCAGGCUGGUCUGCAAGAGACAAUUAUGGUAAGAAAAAGAAGAGGAAGAGAGAGAAACUCCAGGAGUCGACAUCAGGUGGAAAACGAAGCUCAUUCCCAACGUGCAAAGCCAAGGCGGCCACCCCGGGACCUCUUCUGGAGAUGGAAGCUUGUUGAAAACCCAGACUGUCUCCAGGGCUUGCCCAGUGGACCCCAAUGGAGAACUGCCGCCACCUUCACCCUGAGGUCACCGCUAGAGACGCUGAUCCAUAAAGACAAUCACUGCCAAACCCCCUUUCAUCUACUGCAAGAGCCAAGUUCCAAAUCAAGCAUAAGAGGUUUCCCAGCCGAGCAGACAGAGCACCUGAGAAAGCUCACAGGCUGAGCAGCUGCCCCUCCUCCGCGUGCACUUCCCAGAGCGCCCUGCGUCCGCGCCUGCAACCUUUGGCAAGGACAGUAACUUGGCCAUGUCUGCCUGCCGGGAGCACCCCGAGCCUGCAGCCGGCACGUCCUCACGGCCCUGGCGGGGACCUCCGUGGAAGACGUCCCUCUCUGUUGCGGUCUUCAUCUUUUUUUUUCUUUCUCCUGAAGCUUUUAUUUAACAGUGCAAAAGGAUCAAUCUCGUGUUUGCUUUUCUUUUUUUUUAAACUUGAAUUUUUUUUUAAUUUACACUUUUUAGUUUAAACUUUCUUGUUGUAUAUUUUGCUAGCUAUGAGCUUUUAAGAGAAACUCAAAGAUCUGGAAAAGUUUGAAAUAAAAAGGAAAUGAAAAGAAGCCGCCCUUUUUUGAGCGGCGUCUAGUCCGGCAAGUGGCUUCUCUGUGAAUUACUUGUAACAAAUAGUGGCCUCCUGUCUUCGUAAGGUGUUUGAUAGUUAAAUAAAUGUAACAGCUGAAACCACA